Messenger RNA from Lampris incognitus (smalleye Pacific opah), 2470 nucleotides. RefSeq names its product tweety family member 3a (gene ttyh3a). The transcript has 14 exons. NCBI's taxonomy places the organism in Eukaryota, Metazoa, Chordata, Actinopteri, Lampriformes, Lampridae. Gene Ontology annotation, cellular component: plasma membrane. The coding region runs from base 830 to 2404 and encodes 524 amino acids. The record is from RefSeq and is a predicted model, not a curated record. Gene Ontology annotation, molecular function: intracellularly calcium-gated chloride channel activity; volume-sensitive chloride channel activity.
UUGGAUGCGGUUUCCAUUCAAAGGACUGGUUUGGACUGGUACACGUAUAACGGUGAAAGAGCGGCUGCACGGCGGUUUAACUCGGGAUUUCCCGUUUCGAUAAACCGUGAUGUCACCGGAGACCGAAGUAUCAAGCGGAACAAAAGGAACUUGUUUAUUCGCAUCUGUGUGUACAAGAUAUAGUGGACUGAACUAACCAGCCCUGCUACACGAGCUAACGUUAGCUGUGUGUCUAACUAGCGAGCCGACCCAAAAGACUCCCUAUCACGCUAACGAUAAAAUACAGAGUCGUGAUCUUGCUGAGGAUUUCUGUGUUGGUACGCCACACUCGACAGGUCGCAGUUGCACAGAAACCCUCAUCCACGCAGCGUUAGUACACUGUUUACGUCGUGCACUUUACGUUAGUUAGCCUUAACUGCUUUACAAGCUAACUCGCUAGUUGCUCAGAUUAAAUAAGCUGUUAAGCUACUGAGGUGACGUUUGCCAAGUGGGUGAGCUGUUCGACCUUUGCGUGUCGGCUGAGUGGAGUUGCAUUUCUCUCCGCAAAUUAAACCCCAAAUACCGGAUUUUAGACGAACGAUGGAGUGAUCGUGAGCGGCACGCAGUAAAUAAAGCCUGUAACUUUUAAAGUAAGGCGAGACGAAGAUGUCCGCCAGCCGGCCAGUUUAACGAACUUGGUAUCCCGUUAGCCGAUGAGCAACGCAGCGUUUUUUGAACUUUCCAUCCCGGGCACUGACUAUAUGAAGUGGAUUCAAUCGCCGGCCGACUCCGUAAGCGUCCUUACCGCUGGCUUGUGUACAGAAACAGUUGCGCUGACCGUCUACUCGCCAUGGCAGCAGUGGUUAAUUACUCUCCACCGUGGUGGGUAAACCUCCUACACAGACUUCCUCAUUUCAACCUGCAGUUCAAGCAAACGAGCAGUGAUUUUCGACCAGAGGACUGGACAUAUCAGCAGUCCAUCUUGUUGCUGGGAGGCGUGGCCCUGGCAUGUCUGGCCCUGGACCUGCUCUUCCUGCUCUUCUACUCUUUCUGGCUGUGCUGCCGGCGGAAGAAAGGCGAGGAGCAGCAAAACGCUGACUGCUGCUGCACCGCCUGGUGUGUCAUCAUUGCCACGCUGGUCUGCAGCGCUGGCAUAGCUGUUGGUUUCUAUGGGAACGGUGAGACCUGUGAUGGAGUGAACCAACUGACGUAUUCUCUGCGGCAUGUCAACCACACUAUCACUGGGGUGCAGAUGCUGGUUUAUGACAGCACAUCCUCCUUGAACCAGACGGUGGACAACAAUCUGCAACAGCUUGAGGGCCAGUAUGCUGAACACACUGACUACAUGUCCAUCAUCCAGAAGCUGCAGGGCCAGCUGGACGAGCUGGUUAGACAGAUGGUGGAGAUCCCCUUCUGGGACAACAAGAACAUCUCCCUCGACAGGCUGGCUGUCAAGAUAGAGUUCUACGAUUGGUACAGGUGGCUGAGUUACUUAGGCCUAUUGCUGUUUGACGUCCUCAUCUGCCUUCUGGUGCUGUUUGGCCUCAUUCGAAACUCCAAAGUAACGCUCGUUGGAGUGUGUUUGUUAGGUGUCUUGGCUAUUAUCAUCAGCUGGGCGUCCCUGGGACUGGAGGUGGCUGUUUCAGCGACUGCCGGUGACUUUUGUUCUGCUCCUGACAUGUAUGUGACCAAAGUGGCAGACCAAUAUGGAGUCAUCAAUCAAGAUAUCCUGCAGUAUUACCUUGGAUGUACUUUGGAUCAAGUCAACCCUUUCCAGCAGAAGCUUUCAGGGAGCCAUAAAGCAUUAGUAGAGAUGCAGGAUGAUGUGUCUGAACUUCUGCGCUCUGCCACCAGAGAGUACGCUGAAACGAAGGGGAGUCUGGAACAGAUCCAGGGAGUGCUGAAUAACACAGAGAUCAGCCUGCAUCAGCUCACUGCCCUGGUGGACUGUCGUAGCCUGCACAUGGCCUAUGUCCAGGCCAUAACGGGACUGUGUUAUGAUGGACUGGAGGGUCUUAUCUACCUGCUGCUCUUCUCCUUCGUCACCGCUCUCAUGUUCAGCUCCAUCGUGUGCAGUGUGCCCCACACUUGGAAUAGCAAGCGGAGUGAAGAGGACAGUGAAGAUGACUCCCUGUCCCACGGAGGCAGGCAGAACCAUGAAAACCUGUACCGGGUGCACAUGCCUAGCCUGUAUAGCUGUGGCAGCAGCUACGGCAGCGAGACCAGUAUCCCUGCCGCAGCCCACACUGUCAGCAAUGCCCCCGUCACAGAGUACAUGGCUCAGAACACCAACUUCCAGAACCCACGCUGUGAAAACACCCCCCUGAUAGGACGAGAGUCUCCUCCCCCCUCAUACACCUCCAGCAUGAGGGCAAAGUACCUGGCCAACAGCCAACCAGAGGAAACCACCGCCCAGGCACACUAGACAACACUGGACCAGCCCUGCCCCCUGCUCUGACCACUAGUCUCAGUCUCUCUCUCUCUCGCUCUC